UUGGGCAAGAAGCUUGGUCCUGACUUAGUUGAAAGGUUGAAGAUUUCUCUGCUUGCUGCUGAAGCUCUGGUUGGUGAUGCCGAGUACAAGCAAUUGGACAACCCUUCUGUGAGGGAGUGGCUUAACAGUCUGAGGGAUGCUGUUUAUGUGGCUGAUGACUUGCUGGACGCUGACCUCACCAAAGCUGCCACUCGAAAGGAGGACAUGUAUUAGGACACUGCCAGAAUCAUUGUGUGACUUGUACAAUCUACAAACAUUGAAGCUGGAAUGUUGUUCUAGUUUGACUAAGUUACCCAAUGGCAUGCAUAAACUUGUGAAUUUGCAACAUCUUGAUAUUUUGGGUACUGAUUUGAAAGAAAUGCCAAGAGGAAUGAGCAAAUUGCAACACCUGCACACAUUAAGUUACUUUAUCGUGGGCAAGCAUAAAGAUAAUGGAAUCCAGGAAUUAGAGCUAUUAAAUCUUCAUGGAUUCUUUGAGAUUCAAAAAUUGGAGAAUGUCCUUGAUGUGAAAGAAGCAAGGAGUGCAAGGAUAAUAGAUAAGAAGAACAUUGACAACUUAAGGUUGGAAUGGUCUUCAGGUGAUUAUAUAGUUUCAAGAACACAAACUGAAAGAGAUAUACUCGACAGCUUGCAACCGCACCAUGGCUUGGAAGUGUUGCAAAUCAACGGAUACAAGGGUACACUAUUUCCAAAUUGGAUGGGGCAUCUUUCUUACCAAAACAUGACUUAUGUAUCUCUGGAGUCUUGCAAGAAUUGUUGCAUGUUGCCUUCACUUGGACAGCUGCCAUCUCUCAAGUCCCUGCACAUUGAAGGUUUCGAUCAGCUGAGGAGUAUUGGCAUGGAGUUUUACAAGAAUGAAGGCGAUCAUCAUUCUUCACUUCUUGCACCGUUUCCCUCAUUGGAGAUUUUGAAGUUCAAUAACAUGCCAUGUUGGGAGGUGUGGCACUUACCUGACUCAGAAACUUUUCCUCGACUCACGAAGCUUCAGAUAAGAGAUUGUCCGGUGUUAAAGGGAGAUAUGCUUGGCCGGGUAUUCUUGAGAAUCAUUUCUUCUUUGUGGGAUGUUUCAAAAGUUCGCAGACUAGAUAUACGUAUGGAUUAUGGAGAGUCUGAGAUCUCACUUAUUGGGGAGGAUAUGGUAUCAAUUAAGGGAUGUGAAUCUAUGCUGAAGUUUGUACUUCAGGCAUUGAGUGUCAGCCAUCUAAGUUGCCUCAAAGAUAUCUAUAUCUUACGUUGGUCGCUUGAUGUACUCUUCCGGGACAAUUGUGUACUCAAAUCUUUGCAAACUCUGAGAAUAUGGGGAGGCAGCAAGCUGAAAUUCCCCCAGCAACAGCAGAAGUACAGUUUAGUAGAGCUAUACAUAGAAGGAAACUGUGAUUCACUGACCUCAUUGUCGUUGGAUGACUUCCCCAAUCUUAAGACUCUCACUAUAUCAGAGUGUGAGAAUCUGGAAUCAGUUUCAUUGUCAGAGCCAUCACAUGCUGCUCUUCAACGUCUCACCAUCUUUAAAUGCUGCAAUUUUGUGUCAUUCACAGGAAAAGGACUGGCUGCACCCAACUUGACUCGUCUUGAGGUCAGCUUCUGCACCAAGUUGAAGGCAUUGCCACAUGAUAUGAAUACUCUUCUCCCAAGUUUACAGUCUCUCGAGAUAGAGGGCUGCCGGGAAAUUUGUAGGUUGCCAGAGGUUGGUUUGCCGCCUAACCUGAAACAGCUUAUUAUUGGGAAACAAUGGAGGGGUCUAUCGUCGAUGCGCAACUUGGACACCCUCACUCAUCUUAUCAUUGAUGGUUUUGGCAGUGAGAAUGUGAAGUCAUUCCCUGAGGCCGGUUCGCUGCCUCACCUUCCCUCUCUUACCACUUUGAAGAUCAGUCGGUUUAGUAAUUUGGAGACAUUAGAGUGCAACCAACUUCUCUGCCUCACCUCCCUCCAACAUUUAAUAAUUGAAGAAUGUUGGAAACUGGAGAAUAUAGCAGGUGAAAAGCUGCCUUCCUCUCUCUUGCUACUUGAAAUUGACUACUGCGAUUUGCUGGGAGAACACUGCAAGAACAAGCAUCAACAAAUUUGGCCCAAAAUUUCCCACAUCCCGUCCAUUCAAGUUGGUACCAAAGAAGUGUUUCUAUGGAGAACUGAUCGCUACACGUACAGCGGUAAAAGGAGGCUGAUGGCUAGGAUUCCAUCAUAUGUGUAGGGAUUAAUAAUCCUGAGUUUGUUUGAGGCAGUAAACUGGAGUUAAAUGUUAGGAAUCAGAAGAGGUGGUUUCUAUUUUUAGCUGCAGGUUCUUUACAACAACAGUCUACUAACCUAACUAUAGGGAUUUACUUGAGUGGACACAAGCAGUUGAGCAAAUAGAAGAAAACUUGAGAGGAGGUGCUAUUUUCACCUCAGCAGAUUUUUUCAUCAGCAACUUGUUUUCAUCAAGUGAAUGAUCGGAUGGUAAAAUCUAGUGAUGUUGAACUGAAAUUUUAACUGGAGAUUCUUCACUCACAGUUCUUCAAUUUGGAGGUGUGGUUUGCAGUCUGAGCUCUGUGGUAGAACUGCCAGAAAGUUUCAUUAAUUUAAUCUUUUGGUUGACCAUUUUCUUCUGUAGAAUAUGUGGUCAGUGCUUGUAAGUUCUGAGACUUGUUUAUUUUGUUCCUUUGAUUCGGAUAAUAAUGAAGCUUUUUACCUUCUCUUGA
Messenger RNA from Arachis ipaensis, 2675 nucleotides. Lineage: Eukaryota; Viridiplantae; Streptophyta; Magnoliopsida; Fabales; Fabaceae. The record is from RefSeq and is a predicted model, not a curated record.